Onychostoma macrolepis is the source of this 15179-nucleotide messenger RNA. RefSeq lists its product as uncharacterized. Gene Ontology annotation, molecular function: aminoacyl-tRNA ligase activity; hydrolase activity; acyltransferase activity. The record is from RefSeq and is a predicted model, not a curated record. NCBI's taxonomy places the organism in Eukaryota, Metazoa, Chordata, Actinopteri, Cypriniformes, Cyprinidae. The coding region runs from base 7644 to 12437 and encodes 1597 amino acids. Gene Ontology annotation, biological process: tRNA aminoacylation for protein translation. The transcript has 6 exons.
CGCGCGCUCAUUCAAACGCUGCAGCGGAGGGAGUUGCCAUGGAAACGGUGCGCAACACUGUAACUGACCAACAGUAAAUCUCCGUCUCUCGCUGCUGUUUUCACUGCUUUCAGGUGAGUUUAGUCCCUAAAAUCACACAAAUAUCACACACAACUGUUCCAGACACUUUCUUACAUGUAACUGACAUGUUUCUGUUGAAUAUUUACUUCACAGAAAUGUUUUACAGUCUUCGAAAAAGUCCGCUAGCAUCUGUUUUCAGAGGAGGAGUGAUAAUAUAAUCUUUCUACAAAGGAAGAGAAGCUCCAAGAUUUCAAAUUCCUGAAGGGAGCUGCUGACAGAAAUGCAGAAAACACAGAUUAUGAUGGCCGUGCAGCAGAGGAGCGCAGAGUCUCCUGUACCGCUAUGUACCAUGUUACUAUUUUUUUUACAGGAUCCUAUGUACCCAGCCUCAACCAUUCAUCAGAAGGACUGUGAAAGCAGGAACUCUUUGAACCACCAGUGGCAGUUUCCACAGGAUGAAAAAGGGCAUAGUAGUGGAUAAUGAGGUACUGACAUUAACCUGCCAAAAAAGGUUCCUCUGUGACAUCGCCGCGAAACCCCCUUUUUGGUUCUUUCUGUCACCUUUUUUUAAGAGUGUAGAUGAGUGUGCAGAGUUGGGACCAAGUCAUUGUUUUGCAAGUCACAAGUAAGUCUCGAGUCUUUGCAUUCAAGUCUCGAAUCAAGUCCCGAGUCAAGACAGACAAGUCCCAAGUCAAGUCUCGAGUCAAAAUAGGCAAGUCCAAGUCGAGUUGCAAGUCCUCAACUUUUAACUUCAAGUCUUAAACAAGUCAUUAGUGCUCUUUGCCCAAAUUAGUGUCUCAGUAUUAAUUCCCAUAUCAAAUUUAUAGUAAUUUAUAUCAGGAAGUCGGGUAGAAUAUGUUUUUACAUAGUUUAAUUUCAUGUGAGAUGGGUGCCCUUAAUAAAACUACUCAAGUUCAAUUUAGGGAUUGUGCCAAAUUAGUACAAGCAGUGGAAAAAAAAAAAAAAAAAAAAACUAUUUUAUUAGUAACAGAAUAUCAAAGACAACAUAAUUUCAUAGAAAUUACAUGAAAUACUUCAAAAGUAAUUAAAAUUAAAAGAAAUACUUUUUUUAGAAAUACUUUGCAUGUGUGCAUAAGAAGAAUAUAUGCUAGGUGUUUGUUAUAUCUAAGCCAAUGAGCCAUUAUUUGGAACCUCAAUGAAACAGAUUUAAAAACAUGUGAGCAGAAACUCAGAAAGAACCGCUUUGAAAGAACUAGAAGAAAUAACUGCUACCAUACUUUAUGUGAGAGGAAACCUGCAAUAUGGAUGCAGACAAACUCAUGAAGACAGUCAUUCAAAAAUGCUGUGCUACCAUUCUUUAUAACUAAAAGUAACAAAGACAAAAUGUUGUAUGUUAAAUGUUAAGUAUAUAAUAUGCAUAGUUGAUUUAAAUUUAGGGGCUAUAUGUGCUAUAGGCUACAGACUGAUUUACAACACGUGAAUUCAAUUAAUUAUCCUGAAAGAAAUAAAAGUGAAAUGUGUGCCGGGUGAAGGGGGAGAAAAAUUUAGUAUAUUUUAUAGUUAUAUAUAGACUACAAUUCACAAAUCAUUUUGUGAAAGAACACUUCUUCAAAUUAUAUUUUAAAAUGAUCAUUAGGCCAAUUGCUCCUUUAUUUUUUUUUCUUCAAAUUAUAGCUAAUUUUUUGCAAUAAUUAAUUUUAAACCUAGCAUAAAUAAAGGUUUACCUAAUAAUUAUUUUGCACCAAACUUUAAACCUUUACAAAUAAGCAGGUUUACAUUCUAACCCAUCAUUUUGAUCCUGGAUUUAAGUAAUAUUUAAAUCUUGAUUAUGGAUUAACUUUAAACUUAACUGAGGUUUAAAUGAAAAAUAAAAUGCACAUGCCAAUAAAAUAUGCAACUGAUUGAACAAAAACAGUGGAGAUCUGACAAAAAAAAUAAAAAAAAGGGUCUCAGAGAGGUGUUUACCAAUAAAAAUGAAAAUUAAAGCACAUCGAAUUGGUAGAGCUGCGAGGGGUCGUGGCGGGAUGCGGAUCCGUCACUCAUGGUCCACCUCGGCGUCGGACAAACAAAAGAAGUGAGGAAUAUGUUUAGCAUUUCACAGCAGCAGUCACGGUGAUGAUGAGGCGAGCACCAGUGAUCUCCUUUUUCCUCCCUGCCGCUCAAACGGGCAGGGCAGCGCUUUUCACAAGCGGAGAUAGCAACUACUUUUUUUUUCGUAUCUCGGUUCUUUUGUUGUAAGUUAUGCUAUUACUCCAUUAAUUUAUACUAGCAUAUACUGUAUAUCAAGCGCUCCCUGAACGCAGUCUCUGGCUUACUGCCAGUCAAGCGCAAGCACGCUGCACCCGUCUCGAGUGAUAACGACGCUGAUCUGAUCAAGUCACAGGGCUCAAGUCCAAGUCAAGUCUCGAGUCAUUGCUGUCAAAGUCUAAGUCGAGUCUCAAGUCUUCUAUAAUUAUGUCGAGUCGAGUCAAAAGUCAUCAAAUUUGGGACUCGAGUCCGAGUCAAGUCUUGAGUCAUGUGACUCGAGUCCACACCCCUGUGAGUGUGCAACUGACCAAUAACAACUGAGUAUUCCAGCAAGUUGUUUAUUAAUAUUGUGUAUAUAUUCUUCUCAUUUUUAGGUCCUGAGACCAUAUGGGGUGAAGAUCAAGACAACCAAACCAAAGGUGGACUGUAACCUACUGGACUAUAUGAUAGACUUCAUACUGACAAAUACUGCCAUGUAUGCAGCAUGAAAAGUUUUUGAAAAGAGGGGCAUUUCCUUCACCAAGUAAAAGUGUGGAGGAUUCAUCUGGCCUUCAUCGGCCCCCAUGAGGUGACUCGAUGUAGAAUAAAUCAACUUGCUUUAGGCUUGAAAUGACUGAAAUCUUCUCAUGUGAGUUGAUAUCAUUUUAAACAUUCUUUAAAGUACUUCUCAUUUCUUGUGAAUGUAUUUUGUUGUAUGUGUAAAACUUUUCCACUGAAAGAACCUUUUUUACCUUUAUUGAUAUUGUAAUCAAGGUUGUUAAUGCGACCUUGAUGCACCCGAUGGACUGCACACAUCUGCCUGUGUUUACAGGUUGUAUAAAACUAGGCCUGGCUGCAACAACUAAUCGAUAAUUAAAAUAAUCAUCAACGAAUUUGAAUAGUGCAUCAAAACAAAUAGACCGCUCAUAAUUCUGACUAAAAUACACAUUUUGCUCAAGUUCAUAGUUCUGAAUCAUUUUGACAUGUGACAACAAUAUUUUGUUUCAGAUGAUGUAACUGCUAUAAUAAAGCCUGUAUCAUAGAAUAGUAACUUGUCAUUCUGUUUUUAUUUUGUAGAUGUUUGUUGAAUAAUUAGGCUUAAAUGUAAUUUGAGGUACUUUAGUAAAACCAUGGUUAAACUAUGAUAUUACAACCAUAGUUAAUUUGUGGUACUUGAAACAUGGUUUUUAAAACCAUGGUUCGCACCAAAAAACCAUGGUUACCACAGUCAUGGUUUACUACAGUUGUACUAUAGUAUUACUACAAUAUAACUGUAGUAAAACCAUGGUAUCAGAACCAUGGUUUUUUAAAACCACGGUUCGCACCAAAAAACCACGGGUACUACAGUCAUAGUUUAUUACAGUUUUACUACAGUAUUACUACAAUAUAACUGUAGUAAAACCAUGGUAUCAGAACCAUGGUUUUUUAAAACCACGGUUCGCAUCAAAAAACCACGGGUACUACAGUCAUGGUUAACUACAGUUUUACUAUAGUAAAACCAUGGUUAAUUUUCAUAAGGGAUAAACACAAGCACACACAGAUAGAUGCAUGAUGAGGACAUGUGGUCAGCCUGAAUAAAUCAUGUCUGAUAACAAAAAGCACCUUCCUCACGUGAAACACACAAACUCUUGCUCAGUACGUUCUUUGUUCAGCCUGCAACAGACACUCACACAUGACAAAAAUCAUCGCCGCACAGUACAUCAUAUGACAUUUUUUAGGAGUCCAUGUCUGCUAUGGAACUCUUCAUUCUUCUUCCACCAUCUGAUGUCUUUAAUGACACUUCAAUGCUGUUUAUAGGAAACCUGAUUACAGUGAGCACAAGUAACCCAGAUUAUAUGUCAUACUAUGAUAUCCUAAAACUGAUGAAUGAAUCGCAGAUGAAUCGCCUUCGAUUAUGAACGCGAUAUUGCAUAGCUUGUCAGUGAACUAUGGCUCUGUGUAUUAAUAUUAAGUGCCGCUCCAUCUGGAAGCACGUGAAGGAGAUUUAAUACUAAUCACAGAACCGGCUUUACUGACGAGAUGCGCAUGACAUCUGCAUGCGAUUUAUCUUGCAGCCCUUAUUGGGAGACAGGAAAUUAAAUUCCUUAAUUGGAAUCACCAGGUUCAGAUUACAGCCCUCUGCUUGUUCACUAAACAAAAGCUUGUUGCACUCUAGCUCUCAAUUCAUUGACAAAUCGACUUUGGGAGUCUUUACUGCCCUGAGGUGAGUUGAAUGUUUCUACUUUGCUUUUUAGUUAAUGUUUCUGCUCUGACGUUAAGUUAUACAAGUUUGUUGACAAGCCUUACAUAGAUUUUACGCUGAAAAUAAGAAAAUCACAUUUUGUAUGGGCUAUAUGAACAAAUUGUGUGGGAUUAAAACCAAGUAAUAAAAAAAGUAUUAGUUUUAACCCACUAGCCAUGUGCAUUUUAUAUAUAUAUAUAUAUAUAUAUAUAUAUAUAUAUCUUUCAUUAUUAAUUCUGAACAUUUCAAAAUCAAAAUGGACAGCCAAUUGUGUUAAAUCAAUAAUUUAAUGUUAGUUGGAGGCUAUUUGAUUUGAUCUCUUCUGGUCAACUGAUCAUGAAUUUAAUUGUUUCUUUAAAUGUUUCCAAAAAAAAUAACCUACUUUCACACUUUGCAUUACAUUCUCCUUGUAACUUGGGCUACUUGCAAUGUACAACUUAAUUGUUUUCAAGUUCAGUGGGAUUUAUUUAGUACAGCCACAAAACAUUUAACAAAAUAAAUGCAUUUAUACAAAUAUGCUGGCUUCAUGUGUGAUUGAAAAAUGUAUAAAUCCUGAAGUUUAAUUCAUGCAUUAGACUGUCAAAUCUGUGCGUAAAAGUUCUUUGCUGGAAAAUCUUUAACCAAACAAGAAAGAUGGUUUGUUGGUCUUAGCUGAUUUAAGUUGGCCGCACAGCAUGGUCAAGCUGGUUUAGAAUGGUUUAACCCUUAAUCAUCCAUCGAGUAGGGUUUACGGUUAAGGUCCUUGGGGGCAGAUAGACCCCAAACUUUUACUAUACUAUUAUAAUAUAAUAUAAAAUUGACAAACUAUAUCCUUUUUUUUAACUUCUCAACUAUACAGUUGUGUUGUUUUUGUGGAUAUUUGAUAGUUUACCAAUUUACUGCAGUCAACUCUUAAUCUCUUAAAUGAUGAUCUAAAGUAAAUAUAAAAGGUUUCUAGAUAUUGGCCCAUGUGUUAGGGAUGGAAUGCUGCCAUCUGCAGGUUAGAGGAAAAGCUUUAGUAACUAGUUAAAGAGUGCAAUGACCACAUGUAUCCAGAAGAGGUCCAUAGGGACUCAUUCAUUUUCAGUUCCGUUUCAAGUCAACUUCAUGUUUCAACUUCUCCUCGCAACUUUGAUAUACCGUUUAUACUUUGAACACAUUUAAACAUUCUAAAAUAUAUUAAUCUAUUUUUGUCAAAGGUUAGAAUGUUGUUGUCUGUCUCUUGAAUUGUCUGCUUUUGCAAAUUGUUACAUAAAUUUGCAGAAAUCUGUCUGUGUGUUAUGUCUACCCCUUCACAUUGUUAUGCAUUUGUUCCGUGCAUUUUAUUUGCAAAUCUAAAAAAUGCCCUGGACACCUAUGUCCAGAGCUGGGUAGAUUACUUACAAAUUGUAAUCUGUUACUGAUUCCAGAUUGCAUGACAAAUUGUAGUCAGUAACGUAAUCCGUUACAUUACACAUUUUAGCUAAUAUAAUCAGAUUAUUUUAGAAUUACUUUUAGAUUACUUUGGAUUUAACUCGUUUACUACUGAUUUAAAUGGGAUUAUCUUGUACCAUAAUGAUGUAAAAAAAAAAAAAAAAAAGCAAAGAGUAAGAAAAUGUGUUCCAUUAAUGUUGUAAAUUACAAUGAAGUGUUAAACAAUUACAUCAAGGUUUCCCAAACUAGGGUUCGUAAAGGAAUUGUAGGGUGUUUGAGUUUAAUGAAAAGCUAACAAUUAAUUAAAUCAUUUUAAAACCGUCCCUUUCAAGGAAAGUCUCUUCACUCGGUGGCCAUAUUUGCAAUGCCUCUGGGCAGCUCAUACAAGACGAAGGCCUAUCUUAAUGAAUGGGGGAAUCCUGAAAUCUCAAACUGCUUGCUGAACUCACAAUUAAAUUACAUGCAUCAAAUCGGCAACAAAAAUCUGAAAUUACUUGCCCCAUGAAUGUUGUUUCUUAUGCUCAAAUAGCAUUUAAAAAGCUUAUUUUUCAGGCUGUGCAUGCGCAUUGGCUGGUCGAGCCUCAGAUUUCUAUGGUAACCAGGGCUUUUAAUGGCCGCUGCAGUGAAUGCCUGCACUAUAUCUAAAGAAAUAAUGUCACUAUGCAUUUUAAUGAGUUUGAAAGACAAAAGCCUUCCAAAGACAUAAUACAUGGUUAAAAACACACUGUAGGUUAUAAUUCAAAUAAAAAUGAAUGUUCAUCAGUAGUUGAUGCAAUGUUGAAACCCUUCUUAAAUUUGAAGUGAUUUUUGUAAAUCCAGUGGUCAAAUGCUGUAUCGCCACCUGACUGAGUAGUCUGUGUGAAUGUCCACAAAACUGGACUUUCUGAAUGUAUAUAAUCAGUAGGCUAUUUUAGAAAGGAAAAUUUAAAAGACGAAAAAGAGAAAUUAGGGAGAAUCUGAAUUUAUUGCUAUUGUGUGAAUAUGUAAUCCAUAAAUUAAUUGUAGUCUGAUUAAGAGCAUUUUAAAAUGUAACUUACUCUAAUUACAAAUACUUAAUUUUUGGAAUCUGAUUACGUAAUCCAGAUUACAUGUAAUCAGUUACUACCCAGCUCUGCCUAUGUCACGUGUGUGAGUGGACAUGCUUGUUCCAUGUUGCAGUUGUGCUUUAGUACCAGUCCUUCAUUCAUGAGUGGAAAUUUUCAGAUUUAUGUCAAGUUUGUUUUUUAUAUGCCAAUAUCUAUAAAAAUGCACUAUUGCAGUCACUCACACGUGUGCAUGCAAAUGUUCGUUCCAAUUUGCAUUUGUGCUCUAGAUCCAGGCCUUUAUAAAAAUGUAGCAUUACAACUGAUUUAAUCACACUGUAUCUCUUUUUGUAACUUGUAAAUUACAAGAGUUACAAAAAGAGACUCGGUGUGAUUUAAAUCAGGCAAAAUCAAAUUAUACAACUAGGGACCUGCACCAUGAGACACAUUCCCAUGACAACUGGCUAUACAAACAGCAUGCUAUACUCAUUGUGACCACACAAGGUCAAAAGUAACUUGGAGUAUGUGCACCUUUUGGAAUGUGUAAAGGUGGUCAAAUUGUGGUGUACACUAAUAAUGCUCAUUCUUAGAUUGUAUUUGUAUGCCUUUGAAAUAUGCUUGUAGAGUCAAACUACAUUUCCAAGCCACCCUGAGACCUGGAAAUAAGCCACUUUACUGAGCCACGUAACUAAAUUGAGUUACACAUGACAAAAGUCAUGUCGCAUGUAGCCUGAGAAAAAGCACUGUGUAAUCAUUCAAACAUGGACUUAAAUUUAAAUCGCAUGACAACUGUAUCAUGUGGCAUAAAAUUUCGUCCUCUACUCUACAGGAUGGCGCUACCUGAUUAUCCUAUUCCAGAACUGGAUGUUACGCUCAAGGAGGCUAGCCGCGUGCUUCAGCUCACCUUGAAUCCUGACCAAUACCAACGCUAUAAAACUGCCCUUCUUCAGCAGAAAGAUGCACUCCAGGAUGUCCAAGAACAGCUGAAGAAACACGUCUCUGGACGUGAAAACUGGGUGACUGAGGAAUUCAAAAAGCGGCUGCUCUCCUGCUACGAUCCCCUGCCCAAUUCCACUGCUGUUCCUUCUAUCCUGCCCUCCUCUAAGCUGAAGGGGGAGUUUGCACAGAUUGAACGGGCUACGGCCCUGCUGUGGGCAGCUGCCAAGCUGUACAGUGAACCACAGCUGGUAGAAGGGGAUACACCAACUGAGCGAACCCAACAGUCGCAGGUUCUUGCGGCUAGUCGCCUACCUGGCAAGAACCAGGAUGAGCUAAAGACAUACCAAGACAGCCUUCACGCAAUUUUGACCUGUCAAGGGGGUAUAUUUCCGAUUCAAAUUUUAUGGCAACCAAGUUCAGGAGAAUCUCUUUCUCCUUUACCUGUCAAUGACAUCUAUGCCCAACUGGUGCAUGCAAUGAGUCACCCAGCAGCAGCCCAUGAACAAGACCCAUCCACUAUUUGUAGUCUGUCUUCUCUUCAUCGCCAAGCCUGGCAUUCUGUGAGAAUGGAAAUCUUAAAUGCAGGGGGAGAAGCAGCAGUUUCUCUUGAAAUGAUGGAGAGUGCCAUUCUGGCUGUUUCCCUGGAAGACAACCCAGCACCGGCUGAUCUUGCAGAUAUGCUCAAUGCUGUCCGGCUAGGAGAGAAAGGUGGAAGAUGUUUGAGAUACUAUGAUAAGGUGGUGAACUUGGUGGUUUUUAAAGAUGGCCAAUCAGGCAUGUUGUUCGAGCAUAGUGCCCUGGAUGGAAUGGUAGCUGGGCUUGUUGUUGAACGUCUGUGGCAGCUCUCAGAAUCUGAAAACCGAGAAAAGAUAAACCCCCAAACCAAUAGUUUAGCUCCACCCUCAAACACUGGUUCCUUUCAUCCUAAACCUCUGAAAAUGCCACUGGACGGCAUAACUAUGCCAAAUCAGUCUCUUUCCAGCCUACAACAAGAUAGCCAGUCUGUCAUGACCUUUGAAGUUUCAUCUUACCCAGAUGUCUUCACUACCUUAAGGGGCCACAGAGGUUUAUAUGAUGCAUGGAUUAAUUUCACUUUGCAGCUAUCCUUGAGGCAAACACUUGGGGAUGCAGCUACUAGCCUUAUCAUGGUGACGCCUACUCACAUGCGUCACUUCAAACAUGGCCGCUGUGAUCCCACAUACUCCACAACUAUGAGAUCUCACCAGCUCGUUACAGCACUGGCAUCCUGCACUGGCCCAGACAAGGUUCCCCAGUACACAACUGAGCUUUUCCGGCUCUUUCACCUUGCCUUUUUAGAGCACAAAAACCUCAUUAAAGCCACAAAACUUGGCCUUGGUGUGGGGCCUCAUCUGGCAGCCUUGCGCAAAUCUAUGUCUCAAGAUAACCCACUCAAAAACUUUCUUGUCCCUUUUGGAUGCCCAUCAAUUUACUUGACUGGAUCAGAUCUAAUGGAGGGAGUUGAGUGUGCUGUAGGUAAUGUGUAUGCUACAGACCAACUGGCAGUCACAUAUCUAGGCAGGAAGGACAAAGUACGUCUAGUGCUGAAUGGGAAGGGUACUUUCGCCAACAUCCUGGGAAGUCUCAAAGAAGGACUUGAGCUCAAUCUAAAACUAGUAAUGCUUCUGGCACUAAGGUAUGCCAUUGCUGGGCAGAUGGGAGCCAUUGAAUGUCUCCUGCAAGACAAUGAAGAAAAACUAGUAAAUGGAUCUUCAGCGGAUGAUGCAGUCAAAGCUGUAGAGCAGAAAGGACACGGCAAAACCAUGAAGCCAGAUUUCACUUUAGUGAUUCAUGGCGGGGCAGGAGAGGAAAUUAUGUUGAAUGAAAAGGUGAUUGGAACCAUCGAAUUUGCGCUUCAAACAGCUCUAACUCUUGGAGCACAAGUGCUUUUUCAGGGAGGUAGUAGUCUGGAUGCAGUACAAAGAAGUGUCGCUGCAUUGGAGGACUGUUUCUUGUUUAAUGCUGGCAAAGGAUCCGUAUAUAACAGAGAUGGGGAGCAUGAAAUGGAAGCCACCAUUGUGGAUGGACAUGGAAAGAACUCUGGAUCUGUGGCUUGCAUGCGAAGAGUGAAAAACCCAAUAAAAGCAGCCCGAUGUGUUAUGGAAAAGAGUGUGCACUCCCUACUGAUUGGAGAAGGUGCAGAAGAGUUUCUAGACCAUCUUGGAGAGAAAGAAACAACACUGAAAUCAGAGUACUUUGACACUGACAUAAGAUACAAGGAGUUGCUUAUGAAGUCAGGUGACGACAAGAAUAUCCAUCCUCAAACCGUAGGUGCAGUUGGGCUGGAUAAGUGGGGCAAGUUAGCAGCAGCCACAUCUACCGGAGGUUUAGUUGGCAAGUGGAAAGGCAGAGUUGGUGACACUGCUAUAGUUGGGGCAGGAAUAUAUGCUGAUGAGAAACUUGCCGUGACAUGUUCUGGUGAUGGUGAUGCUUUCUUGCGCCAAUCAGUUGCUCAUAAAGUAGCCAGCUUAUACAACCUCAAAGGUUACGGUCUCAGACAGGCUUGUCAGGAAGUUAUCCAUAAUGAUCUGGAGGGAAAGUGUGCAGGAAUUAUUGCUGUGGACCAUCAAGGUGAGGCCGUUAUUGAAACCAACGCUGGGGUCAUGUUUUUUGGUUCAAUGAUCAACGGCAUUCCUCGAACUGAAGUUUUGAGACCUAUGAAGGGGUUUUCGAAUGUGAUUUGGGAGACUGAUGAAUUGGUAGCUCACCUACAGCCUAAUCCUUUGACCCCAGUAGCCACUAUUCUCACUCGAAAAACCAUUAAUGGACCUAGAAGCAUCUUUCAGUUAGUGUUAUCUGACUACGUAGCAAUGAUGCAGGGGGCACAGACUGUUGCCAAUCUACUCUGCGAGAAACUUGGUGUGUAUCGCUGUGCCCUUGUGUCCAUGCCAGAAUUUGACAAGCCAGCUUACAUCAAAGUCUUGCCUCUCCAUGGCCUAGAACCAAACUGGAAGCCUCAGCUCGCUGAGGAAAUGGAGUUCAAUCCUUAUGACCCUGGAUACUGUAGCUCCAAAAAUGGUCCACGAUGUGAAGAUGUACAUCUUGACCAAGUGCAGGCAAAGAUUCGCUCUCGACUCCCAACACCCAAUGCCCCUUCUUGCUUUGAUUUCCAUGGGGAUCCCUCUGAUGGUGGCCUUUUCCCCCGCAUUAUCCGUGGUGAAGAGCAACAGUGGCGUGUCUGGGAAGACGAAGAACAUGUAGCCUUCCUUACUCCUUUUCCAAAUACACCAGGCUCUACAGUUCUAGUGCCAAGAAAACCUCUUACCAGUGACCUCUUCCGUCUGAACGAGAGUGACUAUACAGCCCUAAUUGUGGCCACACGAAAGGUUGCUCACCUUUUGCAAAAAGGAAUGAAUGCCCAUGGUGUAGCUCUCAUAUUUGAAGGCUUUGAAAUUGAUUAUGCCCAUGCCAAACUGAUCCCAUUAGUUCCUCAGCCAAAUGCCCUUAAACCCCCAUCCGUGGCUUCUCAGUUCUGCCCAACUUAUGCAGGAUAUGUAACCUCGGCAGAUGGCCCCCCAGCUAGCAAAGAGGACCUUACAGAGAUCCACACCAAGAUCACAAAGACUACUCCCCCUCAGUCCUGGAAAGACCCCCAGACUCACUCUGCAUCAGCCAUUAGGAGCAAAUGGUACCGCAAUCUCUUUCAAAUCCAAAACACCCUGUUUCAUAGCACAGUAGAGUACUUCAACAACAAAUGCAAGUAUGCUUAUGCACUGACACCUAUCACAACUGACACAAUCUCCUCUCCAAUGGGUCUGGGGUCCGAUUCUGAGCCUGUUUGUGUCAACAUGCUGGGCCAAGAUGUAUAUCUGGCAGACUCUAUGCAGUUUGUUUUAGAGUACUUUAUGAGAUUUCACGAUGGUAUUCCCGGGGCUUACUAUGUGUCUCCCAGUUUCAGAGGGGAAGAUCCUGAUUCUACACAUCUCAACCAGUUCUACCAUGUGGAAUGCGAGCUCCUGGGCGACAUGAACACUGCCAUAAGUAUAGCUGAAGGCUACGUUGCACAUUUGACUCGGGCAAUGCUAAAGCAACAUUCCAGCAUUAUCUUAAACACAGCUGGCACACUAUCUCAUGCCCAAGAACUGCUGAAGAACUUAGAAAAAACCCUUCCAAGAGUAACCUUGGAUCAAGCCAUUCACAUAAUGCCUUCCUCUGAUUGCCUUGAAUGGGUUCAGGAGGGACAACCGCAGUUUGGCAGGAAGCUAACUCGAAAGGGAGAAAGAGUUCUAAUUGAAAAGUAUGGAGGUGCUGUUUGGCUGACAGAAAUGGACCAUCUUGGCGUACCCUUCUACCAAGCAUAUGUUGAAGGCUCGGGCAGGAGCAAAGCCAAGGCAGCUGACCUUCUAAUAGGGUUAGGGGAGACAGUAGGGCUUGGGGAACGUCAUUCCACACCUGAAAUGGUACAAGAGGCCUUACAGCACCAUGCUGUACCAGAGGACUCGUACAAAUGGUACAUCAACAUGCGCCAAGUCAUCCCUCUUCAUACAAGUGGAUGGGGUAUGGGCACAGAGAGAUACCUAUGCUGGCUUCUGCAGCACAAUGAUGUCAGGGAUAUGCAAAUCAUACCCAGACUGAAAGCCAAAAAGUUCUUGCCUUAAAUGGUGUAUAUGCUUGCUCUCAAAUGUCAUCUUGUGCAAGAAUUUUCUACAACCACAGGAUACUCAGUAACUAUAUUGACAGUUGCAGGGUUGUAGCUUGUUAUAGAUUUAUAUGGGCGAAAAAAAAAAAAGAUUGCAAAACUCUUAUAACGUUUAAAAAAAAAAAAAAAAAAAAAAUUGCAGAUGAAUUACCCUUUGUGUCUUUUGUUUUCUCAAACACUGAACUCAAUGUUACCAAAAAUAAGAAGCUUGUCAUGGCCUUCCAAAAUGUGAAAUUCAAUUCUUGUCAUGUAAGCUAGCUGGUCAAAUUUUAAAUUUAUUUAACUCAACUGGUGAACGGGAGAGCACAUUAAACACUUAAGUAAUUAAAUGGAUGGUUAAUUGCUGAUACCAUAACAGAAUGAGAACCACUAAACCGAUAAUUAUCAAGAUCAAUGGGCAACAGAUAUGCCCUUCUGUCACUGAAAAAAAUGAUUCAUUGAACUUACUCAAUUUUUAAGGUAAGUGGUUGCAAUCAAUUUAUUUUAGCUACAUUUAAAUAAACAAAUUUAGUUGAUUAACUUUGAACAUUUUUAAUUAAAUGUGGCUAAAAUAAAUUGUUUGUGACCACUUUUUUUUUUCUUCUGUGUAUUCAAGCUAAAAUAGUCUGGGUUUUAGCACAGCUCUAAUCCUAUGUAAUUUUAUUCUCAUGACCAACACUUACUCCCACAGAGCUGCACACCUUGUGACAACCUACUAAAGUCUCACAAACUGACAACACUCACAUAAAGAAAACCAUGCCUCUUUCUCCAUCUUACACAAGUCACAUAGGGGCAGUGUGUAUAACCAACACUCUUAAAAAACAAAGGUGCUUCAAUAGGUUCUUCACAGUGAUGCCAUAGAAGAACCAUCUUUGGUCCCAAAAAGAACCAUGCAGUCAAAGGUUCUUUAAAGAACUAUCUCUUAACUUUUUAUAAUCUGGAGAACCUUCUUUUGCCACAAAGAACCUUUUGUGAAACACAAAGGUUCUUCAGAUGCCAAAGGUUCUUUAUGGAACCAUUUAGACAAAAAGGUUCUUCUAUGGCAGGGGUGUCGAGCUCAGUUCCUGGAGGACCGGAGCCCUGCAGAGUUUAGAUUAAACCCUAAUUAAACACCUGAGCAGCUAAUCAAGUCCUUCGGGCUUAUUUGAAAACUACAGGGUUUGUGUAGCAUCGUGAAGCACCUUUAUUUUAAAUAAAGCAAAAAAUUUCAGUCUCAUUUUAUAUUAGGUGGCCUUAUGUACUUGUAACUAAAUAAAUAAUUUGAUACAAUGCACCUAUUGUGUGCAUAUGUCUUUACAUGUACUUAUAUUUAAAAAAUACCUUCAGGUAAAUACAUCUGUAAUUAAUUUAUGUAAUUACAUUUAUAAUUACACUGUUUGACCCAUAACCCACUCACCAGGGAUGGACUGGGAGUAAAAAAACGGCCCUGGAUUUUCUCCCAAAUAGGCCCACCACAACUAUAAACAGCUGCUACUAUCUCACAAUAUUACAGCAAUCAAUGUAUUGCAUUUAUGGCAAAUAACAUCACAAAACCCAUGGUGACCGUGCUGAAAACCCCCCCAAAAAAACAAUAGAAACCAUCACAGAAAUUCUAAUGGUUUAAACUACAAAACGCCUUUACAAACAUUACAAACCAUCAACUUUUAAUCAUUAAAACCAUUAAGUAAUGGUUUCCUGUAGUGUGUUUUGGGACAUGUUCCAUUAGGGUUUAGUGGUUUUAACAAUAAUAUUUAACCACAAUAAUAGGCAACCAAUUACCAGUAGAGACCAACAGGGUCCAUUAAAAUUUCCUUUAUAACCAGUAAAACCCUUACAAAUUCUAUUGGUGGUUUCUAUUUUUGUUUUUUGUUUUUCAGCAAGGGAUUGAAAUAAAUGUAUUAUAUGAACUUAAAUACUUGAAAUCUACAUAAAAAGAGCAGAAAGCAAAAAUGUAUGUGACAUAAUAAUAAACAUAAAAUCUGGAAACCUGAAACUAGCCUACAUUCUUCAAUUUGAGUUUUCGUGUGUGUGUGUGUGUGUGUGUGUGUGUGUGUGUGUGUUAAUCAGAGCAAUCACCUUAUAGGCUACUUCAUUUACUCUCUUUUCUAACUCAAUAUAUCUCAAGUGUAACCCGUUGUAGAAUCGCUGCUGUCUCUUUAUGAAUGAGUGGAAUAUUCAUGUCAGACAAUGCGGAGUGACAAAUAGCAGUGGACUCUCGGACUAGGGUUGUCCUGGGAUUUUACUAUAGUGCUAUAGGCUACAUGUUGUGUAUAGUGAGAGAGACGGGCAAAAAUAACCUGACGUAACUGCUCUCUUUUUUUCUAUUUAGCUUCUCCUAACCGCCUUUAUCUUCACAUCUUUUGCUUGCCAUCAAGAGCCCGACCUCCUUCGCAUCAGUGUGGGUUUAUUAUAAGCAAAAAUACAUUGCAUUAACGCCCCCUUUAUGUAAAAACAUAGUAGUUAAGGCCAUCUGAUAUAAAGUGGGAACAGAAUCUCUGCUUCCAGAUUAUGCUAUUGGGACAUGACAGCUAAACUGAGAUGAAUCAAAUGAAUGAAACAGAGGGCUUUUGAAUACAUGCCAUACUGUAUAUUCAUUACAAUGCAGACAUUUAAGUGACUCUGUUCAUUGAUUUCAGAAACCUUGCACUGUUUGCACCCAUUAAAACAUCACUCGCAUGACUCAUGCUCAGUUAUUUCCAACACUGAUUACGUUUUUCUCAAGUAUGUCUUAGUAAACAGUCAC